AUGGGCGGCGAGGGAGGGGCUGGACCCGCGACCUUUGCAGAGCCGGCGCCGCUCCUUCCUCUGACGCCACUCGCAUCUCUCUCUCAGGAGAGAGUGGACUCGCGUCCUGGCACGGGGGGUGGACGCUGCAGCGCAGGACUCGUCGGCGGCCCCAGAGCUCAGCUCGUCAGCCGUCCUCCUCAGUGGCGCCGUCUCCCUCCGCUCUCCGGCGCACCCUCACGCCUCCCUGUUCCCGCAGCCCCGGCCGCUGCCCAGGCUCCUCCCCGAGCCGACUCCGAACCCUCGCGCUACCCCCCAGCCCCACCGCGCGGCCCACGGCUGUCAUGGCAACAGGCGGCCACCGCCGCCGCCGCCGCCGCCUCUUCACGCACGUAG
Molecule: messenger RNA, 375 nt
Organism: Rangifer tarandus platyrhynchus (Svalbard reindeer)
Lineage: Eukaryota; Metazoa; Chordata; Mammalia; Artiodactyla; Cervidae
Source: the annotation of a GenBank genome assembly